AUGAAAGACAUUAAUGCCACUGAGAACAACUUGGCAUCUAAAUUCCAACGGUUCAAUGACAAGACACUUGAAAAUUUAAUUAAUCAGAUUUCUAAGAUCUAUUCAUCAAACAAUCUACUCGUGUUGGAUGCUGUGUUAUCCCCACUAAUAAACAGCUUAACAAAUUUUACGAAACUAAAAGAAUUAGGCAAAUUUCAAAAUAUAGUGUGGUUGGAUAAUGAGUUAGUAAGCAUUGGGUCGAGUGUAUUAGCCAAGUAUGCGAGUUUGAUUGUUGUUGUACCGACAAGUUCAUUGGAGAACAUCAAUAUAUUGAAUAAAUUGAUACAUUCACAACCAGAUUUGCAUAGUUUAAAACUUAAUAUUAUUGUGAAGGAUUUAAAAAUGAGUUUCAUGUAUCAAAUUAACAAAGUUUUCAACGGAAUUGUCAAUUUUGAAAGUAUAUUAUCUCCAGAGAAAUAUCAAAAACCUAUAUCUGUCACAUCUCGCAUAAAAAUUUAUAAUUGGAAGACUUCACCCAUAUACACAGAUGAAAUUUUGGUUACCGAAAUCAAUAAAUUUAAUGGAAUUGACGAUUAUUUUAGUAAACCACUUAAACAAGUGAAUCAGUUAAGUGAAGCUUUAAUGCAAUUGCUUUUUAUGGGAAUACAAAAUGGGAAGCACGAUCAUUUAUUCAAAUUACGAAACAUCUACGGUAAAGGAAAUCACUCCAAACUUUUAAUAGACCAGUUGCAGAAUUCAAAAAUACCAGAGUUUAUGAACGAGAAUAUGACGACCUUAGAAAUUGACUUUUAUUCAGAUGUACUUCACAGUAAUACCGACUUGGUUGUUUUGGAACGAAAUCUCGAUUUUACUUCUUGUAUAUUCAAUCAAUUAAACUACCAUGGGAUAAUAGAUGAUAUGUUUAGCAUUAAGUUUGAAAAUAUUGAGCAAUUACUGAGCAACGAAAUCAGCAAGAGUUUAGCGAAUGACAAGUUGUAUUCACAAGACUUGAAACACUUGAAUUUUUCGUCAAUUGGAUUGAGACUAAACAAAUUGGCAAAGUAUAUCCAACAACAAUUCAAAACCUCAUCUGCUCAAAAAAAUUCAAGCUCAUCGGAACCAAACAUAAGUGAUAUAAAACAAUUAGUGUCCAACCUUGGUACGUUAUCCAUACAACAAGAAUUGGUGAAAAAACAUACCAUAAUCGGGGAGGAAGUGAUGGAAAAGAUAAAUAAAAAUUACGAACAGUUUCUUACUUUUCAAAAUGAUAUUUUUGAGAUGGACUACAAAUCCCAAGUUGCCAAGCUUAGAGAGUUUGUUAAUUGUAAUUAUCCGAUCGAGUUUGUUCUUUCAGCAAUUCUAUUAAUUGGAUAUUUGAAUGAUGGGAUUUCAAAUAAAGAAAUUGAUUGGCUUUCUCUAGAAAUGCAAGACAAUUACGGACUUGAGGCUGUUUUCACUUUGGAAAAAUUGAUCAAGUUUAAAAUGAUUCGAGUCAUUCAUGGAUCCUCAGUAGACUUUUUCAGUAGCUUGGGGUUUACCAGCCAAAAGAAAAAGCCCACAACCCACAGCCAGUCUGAAUUUGAAGAUGACAAAAAUGUUGGGAUCAGUGGGAGUGGAGAUGUCUUCAGAAACAACUACACCUUGAUCAAUAAAUUUUGGAACUUACACCCGUUGGACGACGACGAAUCCUUAUCACAAAACUUGACAGAGUCGGGCAGUAAUGAACUGACAAACUUGCUAGAUUUGUAUUCAAACCCAUCUUUUACAUUACCGGGCAACACGGUUCCACUUAUUUAUCGUUUUGUCGAGGCAUUGUAUUUCAGAGAUUUCUUGAAACAUAAACCAAUAAAUAACCUCAAGAGACGUCCAAAUUGGGACAAUUUGGGUGUCAAUACAAUGUUUGCUGGCAAAACCAUUGAUUUGAAUUUGGAUAACGUGAAUGACGAUAGAUCCAAGUACUUGGUAAUUGUCGUCAUUGGAGGUGUGACUCGAAGUGAACUAACCUGUUUCAAAUACUUACAGGAGAGGUUUAGGAAACAAGGAAAAACAAAAGAGAUUAUUAUAGUAUCCAAUGGAAUCGUUAAUAGUAGUAAACUAAUGCAGUUUAUGUCGAACUGA
Candida albicans SC5314 is the source of this 2097-nucleotide messenger RNA. RefSeq names its product tethering complex ATP-binding subunit (gene VPS33). Gene Ontology annotation, biological process: intracellular protein transport; vesicle-mediated transport. The transcript has a single exon. Gene Ontology annotation, cellular component: CORVET complex; fungal-type vacuole. The record is from RefSeq and is a predicted model, not a curated record. The coding region runs from base 1 to 2097 and encodes 698 amino acids. NCBI's taxonomy places the organism in Eukaryota, Fungi, Ascomycota, Pichiomycetes, Serinales, Debaryomycetaceae.